AGACUGGACGCUGAAGAUUAAAGCGCGAGGACGGGAUAUUGCGUUACUUUGUAGAAGCAUGACAAAUAAUCUUGUUGUUCUGCACAUUACUCGCUUACCCAAAUAUUUUGGACCAUCCGAAUUGCGAAAAUACAUUGAACAAUUCGGAAAAGUUCAUGAACUCUAUAUACCAAAGUCUAAAAAGACUGGUAAGUGGAAAGACAGUGCUUUCGUUCGAAUGUCUGAUGAGGCUGCUCCUCUCGUAGCCUCCACGUUAAACAACCUGCUGCAAUUCAAUAAAAUAAUAAAAUGUGAAGUCUUAGCAGACAAUAAGCGACUAUUUCGAACAAGCAGAUACCUACGAAAUUCAACUCGUGCAUCACAUGAAGAAAAUCAAACCAUAGCAACAAUAAAGCGUGUUACGGCCCUAAACGCUCGCAAAGGAAUGGAUUUUACCAAUAGUUCAGUAAGAAAAUCAUUACCCCAAGCUGUCCGAAGGCGUAAACAUAACUUCCAGAAACGAAUUGCAGCAAUUAAAAAAACUAACUUGAAUUUCAGAUUUCAUGAGACCGAUCACUAAUAUAUCAUAAAAAUGUCUAAACUCUAAAAAACUCAUUUUUUCAAAUGAUGUUUACUGUGCAAUGUUGACACUAGUUAUUAUAAAAAGGCACUUUGAACCAU
This is a messenger RNA of Schistosoma margrebowiei, 660 nucleotides long. The record is from the annotation of a GenBank genome assembly. Lineage: Eukaryota; Metazoa; Platyhelminthes; Trematoda; Strigeidida; Schistosomatidae.